GCCGAUGGCUGUUGGGUUGUUGUUUGCUCUGCUGUUGUGGCCGUUGAAGGGGCCAUGUUGCUUGCAGUAUGUUAAGCUGAUAUGGGUACAUAUUAUGGUGUGACCAGCUGUUUUGAAAGAUUAGACUUCUAGGGCCGUUCUUGUUAUGCCCUGUGGGAGCAGGUAUUUCCGCUUGGGGUGGCCGUUGAAUGGCUGGCCGUUAUGGAUGCUGAUUACUGGUACGUUGGCGAUGGACUGGCACUGAUGGAAGUGGGCCUGACCCAUCUUCUGAACCGGUGGCAGCCCAAUAGGCCUUAGGAGUGGUUGUCGUUCGUGUGGCCAAUGGGGGAGUGCCACGUGUAGUGACCGUUGGGGGGAAGUCUAUAAAUACCCCCCCUCCAACCGAAGGGACUCGCUAUUGCUUUCCGAGAUAAAGAAGUGUUGCCCAAUUCUAGAGAGAGGGAGAGAGCUUGUUUGAGUGUUCUUCAAAACUUCAAACAUUUAAAGGUCAGUUCAUCACACUUUUCUCCUCCUUUUAUAUACUUUUCUUCCCUAGGGCCUUGAUCUAGUGUUAGUGGAAAAUCGCCCUUAGAUCCAAAGUAAUCCCCUCUAGGCCUUAGUUAGUCAUUAUGAUGAAACCUUUGGACGAUGAGUACUAUCCAUAUGACGAUGAGGCAUCCGUCAAGUCCCUGGACUACGGAAUAGUUGAGGAAUGUUGUGAGGAGAUAGAAGAGCUGAGCUCCUUCAAGUCAGGGGAGCAAGAGGGUGAGGAGGACCAGGACGAGGAGGCCGCCUCGUCGUCUGAAGGUUAGGACGUAGGGGUUUCCCGCGCCAUGGACGGAGCGUCUACUUCAGCCACAAUUCCCUACCCAAAGCCUGUUUUUGCUGUUAAGGGGACCGCCCCAACGAGAAGGCGCUGGCCAAAGAAGGGUCCAGGUUUCUCCUACCUGGAACUCACGAACUUCUACCUCAUCAAGCCGGAGAGUAGCGCGGCUGAUUACUUGGGUGCCCAGGCCGACGGAUCAUGUGCUUCAACCUCCGGCCGGGUAUUUCGGGGUGUACCCGAUGAGUUUUGCUAAAGGACUUCGGUUCCCGCUUCAUCCAUUCAUCACGAAGUACCUAGAUAUGGUGGGUCUUCCUCCGGCCUUGCUGACCUCGAACAGCUAUUCACUUAUCGUCGGCUUCCUCCUUCGCUGUGAUGAGCUAGACUUUAGGCCGACAACAGCUCUGUUCAUGAAUUUGUACCAGAUAGGCUGAGGGAGCCAUAAGAAUUGUGCCUGUUACGCCACCCUCCAGCAGAUAAAGAACAAGAGCUCCUUCACCGAUCUUCCUUCGUCAAUUCAUGGCUAGAAGAGUAAGUUUGUUUUUGUGUCCUUGGGCGAGGGUGGCACCGAAAUUCCCUCCAUCGGCCAUAACGGGAGAUUUAACCUCCAUGACGUGCCAAAGAGAAGCAUUUUAGAUGCCCAGGUGACGACAUUCUUGAAGGGAGGGUCGAGGAGUGUGAAGGACUAUAUCACGGAGUAUAAAAUGACCUCCAUCGGCUUUAUGAGGUACUUUGUGUACGGGGAUAAGGAGAGCGAUACCGAGAUAUGGCCGAGGAUGACAACCACUUUUGAGGAGGCCGAUGGCCUGGAUUUGGGCAUGCCCGCCGAAGCUGAUGGUAAUGCUCUCCUCGGCGUCCUUGUCUUAUUUUUGUUUCCUCUCCUUGCUAACUGUUUUUUUAUGUAGAUUUUGUGAUGGACCGCAGCUCCGUCAUAGCCUUAGCUAAGGCAAAGGCGCGCGAGGAGAUGGCUGCCAAGGAGGCCACAAGGUUGGCCGCUACGGGUGAAGCACAGCUGAGCUCGGGUGUGCCGAUGAAACCGCCAACUCAGCCGAAGAAAAAGCGGCCAGUGGAUGACGGUCAGAAGAGGCUGACCAAGGCUGGUAUGCAGCCUUCCAAGAAGUCGAUGAGGGCUUCUCCUUCGACCGAAGGUGAUGCCGGGGCUUCGACUGUACCGGCCGAAGAUGUUGGGGGUUCUAAUGCCGUCGUUGUUGUCGACAUGGUUUCUGCCCCUUCGUCAACUGCUAUGUCCCAGCCACCCCCUAUCGUCCAGGACUCCAGGAAGAAGAGGGCCGAGAAGGAGCUGGCCGUCAGGAACAAUAAGCUGAAGGCCGAGUACCCUGUAAAGGGUGGCGUCUUCAAUGAUGCUGUUGACGGCCAUGAUGUGCUUGCACAAGCCGUCCCGAUCGAGGACCGGGCCUAUCUGAAGAAGCUUGGCCCCGUCAGGAUUUAUGAUGGUGGGAUGGACUUUGUCGUCCAAGUAAGAUCUUUGUACUUUACUAUUUCUUUCUUUCUUGUCAUCAUGAGUGUCUGCAUCAUCCUAACCCUUUAUUUUUUGCAGGGGGCUCUUAUGCUGAAGGAGAGCCAUGAGAAGCAGCAACGAGAUCCAUGGCCUGCCUGGAUCGGCUCCGGGACGAAGUGGGGACCCUGAAGAAGAGGGUCGAUGAGGCUGACGCAGCCUACCGUCAAGUGAUGGCCGAUAGGGAUGAUGCCCUGAGGGAAAAAGAGGAGGCGCUGAAGGGCCGUGAAGAAGUCCUGCGUCGUGCCGAGGAAGCCGCGAAGGCCAGAGCUGAGGGCGAGAAGGCUGCUGAGAAGGCCGCUGAUGCUGCGGUUGAAAAAUUCCUAGCCGAAGGCUGGAAGGCGGAAGAUCAUCGGCCCUGAUGUUACGAGGUUGUGACAGCCCGGCUAGAAGACUGGGCCAGAACUGCCCUGCCGGCCAGGAUUACUUACAGAGGGAGAUGUCGGUCUACUAUGACAUGGGCUAGCAGCGGAUGCAGUGGCUGAUCAACCGGGGGCUGCAUUGUGGCCUUAAAGUGCUGAAGCUUACCCGGUGUUGAGGUUAAUUCGCCGCAGCCCGAAAGUUCAACACCUCUUCCAGGAGGGUUUCAUGGUUAUGGGGUGAUAAUAAAAUAUAAACAAUGAUUUUUACGUGGAAACCCGGAAAAGGAGAAAACCACGGGACUGUUUAGGCUAAUGUCCAAGCCCGCUCCUUUUAUUAAUACUCUCCUCCCCAUUUCAUAAUACAAUAUUGAAGCUCCGUUAAUGGAGUAUAAAGCUAGCUAGGGAGAAGGGGGAAGAAAGAGGGAUUCUUAAUAAGGAGGGGAAUCCUCCUAUUUAUAGAGGAAAGGGGGAGGGGUGCUCUGCCCUAACGGGCCGAGUGGGCCGAAACGGGCCUCUUGGGCCUAGGUGGGCCGAAUGGGAAGAAAUGGGCCCUUAGGCCGAAACAGACCUGAUAGCUAAAAUGGGCCUUACUGAUUGGACCCCGUGCUACGUAAAUUCUUGGGCUUCUGAACAGUAUUAGGCCGGGAUGAUAUAUCCCAACACAAGUCCCCCAGUUUCUUGAGUAGUGAGCGUGCGAAUCUGCUCGAGAAAAUAUACUCUUGCAUGCGCUCUUCUUCUGUCUUGCUGGAAACUGUGCCUUCGAAUGAUCAUAAUAUAUGAGUGGGUGUAUGCCCCUCUGAAUAUAACCUGCUGGUGAGGCGCUCCCCUCCCGUCGGGGUCGGACAAUGGAUGAUCUUCCCCAGACACUCUCCCUCUGAAUGCACCAGAUGGGAGUAGAGGACUCUGACUCGAGCUUCCCAAUGGAGAAGCUUAGAGGUCCCUGCACAAUAUAAGCUGACGACACGGAACUGGCUCGAUAUGAUGUACAUGUAUGUAUGGAUGUAUGAGAGAUGAUGCAUGAAUGUAUGAAUGCAUGUGAUGUAUGAGUGCCAUGUAUGAGAGAGGGCAUGUAAGAUGUGAUACAAGGCGGUGAAUGUCAUCGGUAAACCGUGCACGACGGCGCUGAGGGGCCGAGCGUAUGGUCUUACUUUGCCAUGGUGUGGUCUUACUUUGUCAUGGUGUGGUCUUACUUUGCCAUGGUGUGGUCUUACGUCGAACAAGAACCGGACACGAAUGGCGUUGAGGGGCCGUUCGUGCUGCAUAAGACGUUCGUCGCCACCCUGGAAGGUAUGGACGAGCUAAACGUGAACUAGACACGAUGGCGCUGAGGGGUCGAUCGUGCUGCAUAAGAGGGUGUCGCCAUCCUGGAAGGGAUGUACGAGCCGACCGUGAACUAGACACGAUGGUGCUGAGGGGCCGAUCGUGCUGCAUAAGACGGUCGUUGCCACGGUGUGGUCUUACGUCGAAUGUGAACUAGACACGAUGGCGCUCAGGGGCUGAUCGUGCUGUGUAAGACGUCCGUCGCCAUCCUGGAAGGGAUGUACGAGCCGCACAUGGACACGAUCCGCACUGUAGGGUUGAUCGUACUGCGUAAGAUGUCCGUCACCAUCCUGGAAAGGAUAUACGAGCCGCACAUGGACACGAUCGGCACUGUAGGGCCGAUCGUGUUGCGUAAGACGUCCGUCGCCAUCCUGGAAGGGAUGUACGAGCCGCAUAUGGACACAAUCGGCACUGCAGGGCCGAUUGUGCUGCGUAAGACGUCCGUCACCAUCCUGGAAGGGAUGUACGAGCCGCACAUGAUCCGAACACGAUCGACACUGCAGGGCCGAUCGUGCUGCGUAAGACAUCCGUCACCAUCCUGAAAGGAAUGUACGAGUCGCACAUGAACCGGACACGAUCGGCACUUCAGGGCCGAUCGUGCUGCGUAAGGCGUCCGUCGCCAUCCUGGAAGGGAUGUACGAGCCGCACGUGAUCUGGGCACGAUGGCGGUGAGGGGCCGAUCGUGCUGCAUAAAACGGUGGUCGCCAUCCUGGAAGGAAUGGACGAGCCGAUCGUGAACUGGAUACGAUGGCGCUGAGGGGCCAAUCGUAUUGCAUAAGACGGAGUCCCCAUCUGCUUGUCGUAACCGCCCAUUCUCUCUCUCUUUGGGACUUCAAGGGUGGGGAUGCUCAUCUCCAAGCCCUCGACCUCUAGAGUUGAAAUGCUCGUCUCCGGGCCCUUGGGUCCUCUGGAAUGGAAAUGCUCGUUCUCCAAGCUCUGGGGUCCUCUGGAAUGGAAAAUGCUCGUCUCCAGGCCCCCAGGUCCUCUGGAUAGACCUUAGGGGUGAAGAUGUUCCACAACCCUUAUCUACUACUCCCUCCGUCCCAAAAACAACUUCCCACUUUCCUUAAAUAGAUGUCCCAAAAUUAACUUCACACUUCUUCCCACUUUCUUAUUUCGCAAAUUAUCAACAUCAAAACAGUGACAAACAGUGUUAAACAAGGUCCAAACAGUCCUAAACAGUGUCGAAACAGUGUCAAAACAGUAAAAUUUUGGGAAAGUCAAGCCAAAAUUUUAAUCUACCAAAAUGUGUGUGCUAGUCAAACUGAGAAGUUGUUUUUGGGACGGAGGGAGUAUUAUCUUUUUUUUAAUAAUAAUUUUUUUGAGGGGUCUUUGAAUAUGACGAUGGCACCGUACUAAGGGGUCAGUGGCCAUGAAUGAUGUCGGCGCUGGGAGCCGAUCUGAAAAAAUAAAUCAACGGUCCUCAUCCGCGAGGAGCGGGGACAAAGUCGGUCUUCUAAUAUGAUGAUGGCACCGUACCAGGGGGUCGGUAGCCAUGAAUGAUGUCGGCGCUGGGAGCCGAUCUGAAAGAAUAAAUCACGGUCCUUAUCCGCGAGGAGCGAGGAGAAGGCUGGUCUUCAAAUAUAAUGAUGGCACCGUACCAGGGGGCCGGUGGCCAUGAAUGAUGUCAGCGCUGGGAGCCGAUCUGAAAGAAUAAAUCAACGGUCCUCAUCCGCGAGGAGCGGGGACAAGGACGGUCUUCAAAUAUGAUGAUGGCACCGUACCAGGGGGUCGGUGGCCAUGAAUGAUGUCGGCGUUGGGAGCCGAUCUGAAAGAAUAAAAUAACCGGUCCUCAUCCGUGAGGAGCGGGGACGAGGUCGAUCCUUAAGCAUGAUAAUGGCACCGUACCGGCGGGUCAGUGGCCAUGAAAUGAAGUCGGCGCUGGGAGCCCAUCUGAAAUAAUCAACGAUCCUCAUCCGCGAGGAGCGGGGACGAGGCCGGGGGGUCUUGAAAUAUGAUAAUGGCACCGUACCGGGGGGUCGGUGACCAUGAAAUGAUGUCGGCGCUGGGAGCCGAUCUGAAAUAAUCAACGGUCCUCAUCCGCGAGGAGCGGGGAUGAGGCCGGACUUCAACUAUGAUGAUGGCACCGUACCAGGGGAUCGGUGGCCAUGAGGGUGUCAGCCUGGGGCCGAUCAGAAAGAAACCAAGCAACGAUCCUUG
Molecule: messenger RNA, 6160 nt
Organism: Cuscuta europaea
Lineage: Eukaryota; Viridiplantae; Streptophyta; Magnoliopsida; Solanales; Convolvulaceae
Source: the annotation of a GenBank genome assembly